Messenger RNA from Phytophthora nicotianae INRA-310, 1155 nucleotides. RefSeq lists its product as hypothetical. The transcript has 2 exons. The coding region runs from base 9 to 1058 and encodes 349 amino acids. The record is from RefSeq and is a predicted model, not a curated record. NCBI's taxonomy places the organism in Eukaryota, Oomycota, Peronosporomycetes, Peronosporales, Peronosporaceae.
GACUGAUCAUGUGUUUUUGUGCUUCUAGUGAGGACUGGGACUACCAGGACUUCGCUCCGGACAAGCGAUGCGCGCUGCUUGACAACGAAGAGGAAAUCAACUCCCGCGACGAUCCGGACGAAGGGCAUGCUGCCAGUCCCCCAAAGCCGGUGCGCAAGUCUUGGGUGGGGUUAACUCCCGAUGCCGAGCUCGAAAACAUUGAUUGUGGCCAAACUGCGGUGAAUGUCUGUAGCUACGAGGCCAAGCUGAUUGCCCUGUGCACUCCACCCGGUGGCAUCCACGGCAUCCCGGACGCUGACAGUGUUCAGCGGCUCCUUGCUCAGAUCCCUCGUCUCGACGCUGCCAACGUGACGGCUGCGUUCUCUGCGCGGUUGCAAGACGACGGUGCUCAGCGCUCGUGGCAGAUACGCGCCAAGGCAGUCAUUCUGAUGCAGAUGCUAGUGGAGAUCAAGCCAUUCGCUGGGCGAUUUAUCCCAGCCUUUGCAGCCAAUCCGGCGCUUAUGCAGCAGCUCGAAGUCUUUCGCACGGGCAUAUACAAGCAGGUGACACGUGAAGCUGCACGCAAGCUACUGUCGCUGAUCCGUUCGAACGGUACAAAUCCUGCGCUCCUUCCAAAGGAAAGCCCGCCGAAGCCACACGUACGACACGUACAACUUGGUGGCAAGCGUCAGAAGAGUCCCAAGCCUAUUCAGACAACGAAGUCCAAGCCGUCGAUGUCGCCCGGUAAACUGGCAGUGAACAAGGUGUUCAAACCGGAGCUCGUCAUGUCCAAGAGCACUGCACUACUGGUCCAGAACUCGAAACCGUCGCUGGUCUUGAGUCCCAAGGUAUCCCUAGCUGUUCAGGCUUCGUGGAGACGCCGCAACAGCGCCACGAAGUCUGAUCGCGAGGACGAAAACCUCAUGCCGUUCCAGAAACUCACACCGACGUCUAAUCCGAAGGAGAUUAGGAACUCAUGGAUCUACGGAGCUCCAAAACAAGCGCAACAGUCUCCAAUCACUUCGUCGAUCUCGAGACGGGACAGUGGCGGCCGUAGCGCGUUCUCCUUUGUCCAGUAAGACUAGAAGCUGAGCUUUAGUCGUUCAUAUUCCACGAGCAAAUUCUGAAUAAUCUAAACUGGAAACGCUUGAAUAUUAUUCAAAUUCAUCAUGCCGU